GUGGUCGUACUACGACGACCGCAUACGCUCUACCACUGCAAUGCAACAAUAGCACCAAUAGCAACUGUGUUUUGACACGUCUUACAGUUCCAAUACGUUGACAGUAAACUUGUGAUUUGAACACUUCAGUGUUGAGUAAUGUUUUGAAAGUUUUAAUGAUCCGUGAGAAUAUUGAAUGUUUCAGUUACGAUUGUUACAAUUUGUGCGAGGACGGUAAAGAGGUGUUGAGUGUAAAGAGAGAAAUGAAGACGGAGCACCGCACUUGUUGCGCGUGCGGGGAGCCCAUCUCGGACCGCUUCCUGUUGGAGGUGGGCGGUGGCGCGUGGCACACGGGCUGUCUGCGCUGCUGCGUGUGCGCCGUGCAGCUCGACCGACACCCCUCCUGCUUCCUGCGCGACCGCCAGGUCUACUGCAAGCAGGACUAUGCCAAGAGUUUUGGUGCUAAGUGCUCCAAGUGCUGCCGAGGCAUCUCCUCAUCAGACUGGGUCCGCAAGGCGCGGGAGCAGGUCUACCACCUCGCCUGCUUCGCCUGCGAUGCUUGCGGCAGGCAGCUAUCCACCGGAGAACAGUUCGCCUUGCACGAGGACAGGGUUCUUUGCAAGCCACAUUAUUUGGAAACCUUGGAUGGUGGAUCCAUUUCAUCUGAUGACGGCUGCGAUUCAGAAGGCUACCACAAAAGCAAGGCGAAACGUGUCCGCACCACGUUCACCGAGGAACAGCUCCAGGUUCUUCAAGCAAACUUCCAGCUGGACUCUAAUCCUGACGGACAGGACUUGGAGAGGAUUGCACAGGUCACCGGCCUGAGCAAGAGGGUCACACAAGUGUGGUUCCAGAACAGUCGAGCGCGCCAGAAGAAGCACCAACAUACGGGGAAAGGGAAGCAAAGCCAAGCAAUGUCACGUGACGCGGACUCGGUGGGGUUUGGCCGGCCUAUCAACCUCCACCUUACGUAUUCUUUCCAGAACAAACCACCUUUCGUCCCGAUAGAUGGCACUUCUUUCACGGACUCUUCAAUGGAUGAGCUGUCGGAAGACUCCUCGAUCCACUGCAUGCAGAGCGAAGUUUGAGAGAACCGUGCGGAUCAAACAUGUCAGAUUUCUUAGCUCCUGUAACCAAUUCUUCGAACAUCAAUAAAUUAAAACAAAAUAUAGGUAAUCAGAAUACUUAAUCGUCAGAAUAAUACCUUUUGAAUAAAGUUACCGUCAAUUUUUAUAUUUGUAAUUACAUUUAAAGAUACAUUUUUUAACUUUCGUUAUUUAAAUAUUGAGUAAAUCUUUUAUAGAACUCAGAGGGUCUUUCAUACCUGUAGUAAAAUUAAUUAAUUAUUAUUUGAAUAUCAAGUAUGUUUCGAAACUUUAAGCUCUUAAUUUGUUUGAUGUAGUGUAUCGAUACAUCUAUACGUAGAACCGAAAAAUAAAUUAAAUUGUAUUCCACAUAAAAGGUACUUACUUAAUAUGUACUUAUGCUAUUAUUAAGAAUAUGUAAAUAAGCUUGACCUAAUAUAUUGUGUCGCAUCUGUAAAAAUAUUUAUACAAACAUAUCUACAUAAUUGAAUAAAUUAAAAAGCAGAUUUAUUUAAAGUAUAAACUGUCCCGAAUUGUAAAAAGUAUUUAUUUAUUUAUUUUAAUAGCUGUGAUAUGUCUAAAAGGGUAGGUAUAUUAUCUUACAUAGAACAAAAAACAACUGCUGAAAUUCAUGGGAAUCAAACUGGGGAUGUAUUUCCAUAGUAAAUUUUUU
Bicyclus anynana (squinting bush brown) is the source of this 1737-nucleotide messenger RNA. It is a transcript of the gene Awh, whose product is annotated as LIM/homeobox protein Awh. Gene Ontology annotation, biological process: neuron differentiation; regulation of transcription by RNA polymerase II. Gene Ontology annotation, molecular function: RNA polymerase II transcription regulatory region sequence-specific DNA binding; DNA-binding transcription factor activity, RNA polymerase II-specific. The transcript is spliced from 6 exons. Gene Ontology annotation, cellular component: nucleus. Lineage: Eukaryota; Metazoa; Arthropoda; Insecta; Lepidoptera; Nymphalidae. The record is from RefSeq and is a predicted model, not a curated record. The coding region runs from base 156 to 1067 and encodes 303 amino acids.